AUGGAUAAACCCUCCGUUAAACACACUCCAGUCAAGCCUUCUCGCAUAGAGAGCGGCAUAUACAGUGCGGCCGCACCCAACCUCGACAUCAAGCGUCGCGAGCUCCGAUUCAGCAUGCACGGCAAAUACAUCGUCAUCCCGACCUCGCAGUUCCUGAAGAGCUACAUGCCUGCCGUCCGCCAACAGCGAAGUGGUCGUUUCACCAACAUCCUUCGGGGAAUUCCUGUUACCUCUGGCCAGGAGGUCAAGAUGUAUCAACCAUUGAUCGACGCCCUCAACAAAGCCAACCUCUGCCCCGGAUUCACAUUUGCCAUGACGCACUCGCGAGGCGACCCGUCCGAGAAGUCGAACGAGGCCGUAGACGUCGGCAUGUAUCCUUCUCUCCACACUCCUCAGGCUUCGACAGACCGUAAUGGCAAGGUCCAGUCUCCGCAAAACAACUGGUCGUUCGUGGAGAUCUGUAUCGAGUGCAAGACGGAGCCGGAGAAUCUCGACCCGUUCGAUGAAGACGAAGACGACAAGGAGCCGACCUCGAAGGACCGCAAGGGCGUCCUCGGUCAAAUUCUUUCGUACGCCGAGUUUGUCUUGACUAGGCAACAACGCACGUGUGUCUUCAUGAUCCUUCUCCUCGGCGACCUGUGCCGCCUCGUACGCUUCGACCGGUCGGGGGCAAUCGCCUCGCAGAAGUUCAACUACAAGACCAACGGCGGGGAUCUCAUCGAGUUCUUGUGGCGCUAUGCUCGAUGCGACACGGCUACCCGGGGCCACGAUCCUUCCGCCGAGCGUAUCAGUCCUGACUCAAAGCUCGGUAAAGAGAUGCAGGACCGUGCGGCAAAGAAGCAGCCGGGCCGGGUCGAGGAUUAUAUCCGCGAGAUGUUCGAGAAGUCUUUGAACAAAAGCUGGUCGUGGUGGAAGCUUCGGGUGGACAGCGAGAAGGGUCCGCGCCACUUCCUCGUCGGAGAGCCCAACUUCAGCGCAACUGGUGUCGCUGGACGCGGGACGCGCGGCUACGUCGCGCUCGACGCGGACAACAUCAACGGGCCGUUCUACUACCUCAAGGACGCUUGGCGAGUUGUGAGCCGCCAACUUGUCGACAAGGAAGGGAAGACCUUGCAGUUCCUUAACAAGAAAGGCGUCAAGCACAUUCCCACUCUCGAGUGCCAUGGAGACAUUAAGAAGCCGACAGCACAAUUCACCAAGACACCGAAGCUUUGGGAAGACUUGCACAAGGACAAGAAAGACGCUGUUUCUCCGUUCAAGAAGCACAAGCACUAUCGCAUCGUGGUCAAGGAGGUUGGGCAACCGAUGUCCGAGUUCACUCACGGUCAUGAACUGAUAUACGCAUUGUGGUGCUGUGUCUACGCGCAUUGGAAGGCAUACGAGGCUGGUAUCAUUCAUCGCGAUAUCAGCGCCGGUAAUGUUUUGCGCUACUAUGACCAGGACUCGAAGCAGUGGUGCGGGCUUCUCAACGACUGGGAGUUGGCUAAGAAUACCAAGACACAAAAUCCCGGGGGACGCCAGCUCGAUCGAACAGGCACUUGGCAAUUCAUGUCCGCUAGCGCACUCCAGGCACCGACGAAAGAAAUUGUUGUCGAAGAUGAGCUCGAGUCCUUCUUCCACGUCCUACUGUUCCUCGCCAUCCGCUUCCUUCACCACAACUGCGAUGAGGUGGCCAACUUCAUGCACGCCUACUUCGAUGACUACAGCAUGCUCAAUACCGGCCGCUACGGUUGCGGAUCGUUCAAGAUGCUGUGUAUGACGAAUGGACGCAUCGCGCUGGAUAUUGAAAACGCCGGAACGGCUGUAUCCCUGCUCAAAUUCACUUGGCCGCCUCCGAAACCUGCUCCCGAGACCGUCGCAUCCAACUCCGCGGACCCUCUUCCCGACACUGUUGCGCCCGGCUCCGCAAAACCUCCAUCCAAGGCCGCUGCAUCCACCUCCGAGAAGCCUCUCCCCGACGCCGUCAAACGGGUCCAUCCAUUGAACCAUAUCAUGAAGACCAUCUUGGAGUGGAUACAAGCGCACUACUCCCUGAUGGCCGUCACGAAUCCUGAAGCAUACAAGUUGGUUACCACAGCUCCAGAGGACGAUCCCGAGGUCGUUCAGCACCAUGUGGUCUUUCAUGGCGACCGCCAGCGACGCGCGAAACGAGCCGUCCCUAACGGCCGGCCGCCCUCACCGUCGACGCUCGAAGCACAAAAAGUGCUUGCUCAGAAUCUCCACACCCAUCAUGCCCUGCUCGAGUUGUUCGAGGUCGCCCUCGAAGGUGAUCCAAUCAACGAUAUCAAGAAGCCGACAUGGCCGGUGGCAGAUAAGACGACGGACCAGCUCCCGGAGGAGGGCUACAAGCACGGCGCCGACGUCAAGGCGAACACCACCGAACUCCUCAAGCAGGAAGCACAACGCCCCGGAGGUGUUUCCGGCGCAGGUCCGUCACGGAAGCGUGGGUCCGACCAAGUCGAGCAGCCCGCUGCGCAAGAGUCGCCGAAGCGUUCGAAGUCGGCGACACGCAAGUCUACUCGUAUUCGGAAGUCGCGCCGCGGCACCUGAGCGCGUCGUCGCGAUGGUAUAUUCGCCCUCGCCCCCUCGGGAGCUAGCGCUCUUCGUCCGCGAGCGCAAUCUGUGUCUCAGGACCAGGUCCUCCACAACAACCUCGGCCUAUCUCACCGCUUUCGCCCAUACUCCGCACUGAGCUGCAACGUACCCCGUGGUUCACCAGUCCGGUGAACCGUCCAGGAAGUCCGGACAGAGAGUACGACGCGGUCGCCCGCACGCCGAGAACCUCGCUACGAAACUUCGAAAGCUUCUGCCUGGAAUCUCCCCGUACCGUCUAGUCUCUUACAACUUUCCCUCCUAGCACAUCGUCCCUUAAACUCAGAUCUUCUCUCCCGUGUGGUGCGCAUACGAUCUUGUGGACAUUUCUUUCUGGGCCACACACUCCGG
Molecule: messenger RNA, 2943 nt
Organism: Trametes versicolor FP-101664 SS1
Lineage: Eukaryota; Fungi; Basidiomycota; Agaricomycetes; Polyporales; Polyporaceae
Exons: 4
Coding region: 1-2550 (849 amino acids)
Source: RefSeq, a predicted model, not a curated record